AUGGGAUCUAUCCCACAUGCCACCAACGGUAUCAGCUCUUCGGAGAAGGCCAUCAGGUUAGCCAUCAUCGGCGGAGGCAUUGGUGGCCUGUGUCUGGCUAUCGGCCUCCUGAAACAGCCACACGUCGAUGUGCAAGUAUACGAAGCCGCUUCCACGUUUAGCGAGAUUGGUGCUGGAGUCGUAAUAGGAAACAAUGCCGAGCGAGCACUCCAGCUCAUAGGGUCCGCCGCAUGGCAAGCGAUGGAGAAGCAUGCCACUAGAAAUCUUUGGUCCUCUCACUCCGAUAUAUUCCAGGUUUUUAGGGUCGGCGUAGGAGAAAAAGAAGGCGCACUCAUCAGUGCCCCAAAAAAUCGCAGUCAGAGCGUACAUCGCGCACGCUUCCUCGACGAGCUGGUCAAACAAGUCCCCGCUCAGCGCGCUCAUUUCAACAAAAGGCUGCAGGAUCUUGAAGAGACAGAAGAUGGUGUGAUACUACACUUCAAUGACGGUACCACUGCUACUGCUGAUGUAGCCAUUGGAGCCGAUGGCGUACACAGCAGGGUACGAGAGUUGCUGGUCGGAGAGGAGGCUGCCAAACCAGUCUUCUCCGGAGCAGUCAUAUACAGGGGGCUGUUGCCAAUGGAUAGGGCGAUUGAAGUAAUAGGGCCCGAGGACGCUCAGAAUGCCGUUGUACUUUGUGGUCCAGGCCAGGUAGCUCUCAGUUACCCCAUCGACUUCGGCAAAAAUCUUAAUUGUGGCGUAUUCCACUUUGGUCUCAAAAAGUGGCCGCAUGAGAAGUGGAUUGUGCCCGCUGACCAUGAGGAGCUUACUUCUUCGUUCAAGGACUGGGGCGAACCUGCACGAAAGAUCGUAAAACUCCUCAACCUCCCCACCGUCUCCGCUUGGGCCCUCUUCGACAGUCCUCCCGCCCCAUUCUUCCACAGAGGUCGCGUCGCAAUGAUGGGCGAUGCAGCGCACGCCACGACACCCUUCCAAGGCCAAGGUGCCGGUCAAGCCAUCGAAGACGCCUGUGUGCUCUCCGCACUGUUUACAAAAGUCGUCACACCCAAAGACGUACCUACAGCGCUCGCUGCGUACGACCAGAUCCGCCGUCCUCGCUCCCAGCGUGUAGUGCAAACAAGCAGGGAGACGGGACAUAUGCUCUCGAUGCAGCUGCCUGGGGUCGGUGACGACGUGGAAAAGAUGAAGCAGUAUCUCGACACUAGUAUGCAUUGGAUCUGGGAUCGGGAUUUGGUGGCGCAAAAUGAGGAUGCGGUCAAGUUGUUUGAGAAAUUGCGUUGCCUUGAGUCGUGA
Letharia lupina is the source of this 1293-nucleotide messenger RNA. RefSeq lists its product as uncharacterized. The coding region runs from base 1 to 1293 and encodes 430 amino acids. The record is from RefSeq and is a predicted model, not a curated record. Gene Ontology annotation, molecular function: FAD binding. Lineage: Eukaryota; Fungi; Ascomycota; Lecanoromycetes; Lecanorales; Parmeliaceae. Gene Ontology annotation, biological process: secondary metabolite biosynthetic process. The transcript has 4 exons.